CUUUGAGGAUAAGACCAGUCUUCUUCUUCUUCUUCACUCCCAACUUCUGCUCUCUAUAGAGAGAAAACCAAACCCAAAAAUAUGGCACUUCUUCCAAUCCAAAAUGCUCUCCUUCCCAAUCUCAAACCCUCUCCCUUCCUCACACCCAAAAACCCAUUCCCCCUCCUCACCAAAACCCACAAGAAGCCCCACUCCACAGUCACCAUGAUGAGCAUGGAGGCCGGCAUCGGCGUCAUGGCCACCAAGCUCGGCAUGAUGAGCUUCUUCGAACCCAACGGCAAGGUCGUCCCCGUCACCGUCGUCGGCUUCAAAGAAGGCAACAUUGUCACCCAAAUCAAAACCCAAGCCACCGACGGCUACGACGCCGUCCAAGUCGGCUACCGCCGCAUCCGCGACCGGAAACUCACCAAGCCCGAAAUGGGCCAUCUCAACAAGGCCGGCGCAAUCCCUCUCCGCCACCUCCAGGAGUUUCGUCUUCAGGACAUUGAAGGGUUUGAGCCCAACCAGAAGCUUGAUUUCAGCGAGCUCUUCAAGGAGGGUGACCUCGUCGACGUCGCCGGAACCACGAUCGGAAAAGGGUUUCAGGGUGGGAUUAAGAGGCACCAUUUCAAGAGGGGGCUGAUGACUCAUGGGUCCAAGAGUCACAGACAGCUUGGGUCGAUUGGGGCCGGAACCACGCCGGGGAGGGUUUACAAGGGGAAGAAGAUGCCUGGGAGAAUGGGAGGGACUAAGACCAAGAUCAGGAAGCUCAAGAUUGUCAAGAUUGAUAAGGACCUCAAUGUGGUUAUGAUUAAUGGUGCUCUUCCUGGUAAGCCUGGGAACCUUCUCCGCAUUACUCCGGCUAAGAUUGUAGGGAAGAAUAUCCCUAAGAGUUAAGCUCCAAUUUCGGAUUUUCGGGUUUUUCUUAGCUUUAUUUUGUGAAUUUUUGUAUUGUCAUUGACUCAUAUCAGCGAUUUGGCUGCAUUCCUUAUAGCAUGUAAUCUGGCUGUGGCCUUGUUUGUUAUGAUAUUCGAAGCACUUUUUGAUUG
Rosa rugosa (rugosa rose) is the source of this 1028-nucleotide messenger RNA. RefSeq names its product large ribosomal subunit protein uL3c. Lineage: Eukaryota; Viridiplantae; Streptophyta; Magnoliopsida; Rosales; Rosaceae. Gene Ontology annotation, molecular function: structural constituent of ribosome. Bases 82 to 876 code for a protein of 264 amino acids. Gene Ontology annotation, biological process: translation. Gene Ontology annotation, cellular component: ribosome; chloroplast envelope. The transcript has a single exon. The record is from RefSeq and is a predicted model, not a curated record.